Carica papaya (papaya) is the source of this 1329-nucleotide messenger RNA. RefSeq lists its product as uncharacterized. Gene Ontology annotation, biological process: mitochondrial mRNA modification; cytidine to uridine editing. Gene Ontology annotation, cellular component: mitochondrion. The record is from RefSeq and is a predicted model, not a curated record. NCBI's taxonomy places the organism in Eukaryota, Viridiplantae, Streptophyta, Magnoliopsida, Brassicales, Caricaceae.
GGAGCUCUCGUACAAGAUUAAAGAGUUACCGAGGGUCCGGUGGGUUCUCCCUGAUUCGUACCUUGAUGUGAAAAACAAAGACUAUGGAGGGGAACCUUUUAUUGAUGGGAAAGCUGUUCCAUAUGAUCCAAAGUACCAUGAGGAAUGGAUAAGAAAUAAUAGUCGAGCAAUGGAGAGAAACAGACGUAAUGACAGGCCCCGUAAUUUUGAUCGAUCAAGGAACUUUGAAAGAAGAAGGGAGAAUAUGCGAGCACAUCAAGAGAUGCCCCCUAUGGCUAACCAGGGUAUGCAGAACUCAGGACCCACAGCUCCUCCCAACAUGGGUGGUAUGCCUCCAAACAGCAAUAUGGGUGGUAUGCCUCCAAACAGCAAUAUGGGUGGUAUGCCUCCAAACAGCAAUAUGGGUGGUAUGCCUCCAAACAGCCAUAUGGGUGGUAUGCCUCCAAACAGCAAUUUGGGUGGUAUGCCUCCUAACAGCAAUAUGGGUGGUAUGGCUCCUAACAGCAUGGGUGGGAUGCCCACGAACAACAAUAUAGGUGGUAUGGCUCCGAACAACAUGGGUGGGAUGCCCCCGAACAACAAUAUGGGUGGUAUGCCUCCGAACAACAUGGGUGGGAUGCCCCCGAACAACAAUAUGGGUGGUAUGCCUCCGAACAACAUGGGUGGGAUGCCCCCGAACAACAAUAUGGGUGGCAUGCCUCCCAAUAACAUGGGUGGGAUGCCCCCAAACAACAUGGGUCGAAUGCCUCCCAACAUGGGUGGGAUGCCCCCAAACAACAUGGGUGGGAUGCCCCCAAACAACAUGGGUGGAACUCCCCCCAACAUGGGGCAACCAUUUAAUAUGGGAGGGAUGCCACCAAACAACAUGGGAGGAAUGCCUCGAGGACCAAAUGUUGGAUGGUCUGGAAAUAUGAACCCGAACCCAAACCCAAACCCAAACCCGAACCCAAACCCAAACCCGAACUUUCAGGCUGGUUAUCAAAAUCAAGGUGCAACACAGAACGCUCAAAACCCGAACAACUACAACUAUGAUCCAAACAGAGAUGGGGGAAAUUCUUAUUAGGUGUGAUUCUGGCAAAGGGAAUCAGCAGAGGCUAGUAGGCAUGUUGUAGAUAAGUAAAGAUAAUAUUUGUCUUGUUCCUAGUGCUAAUGUUGAAUGCUUUUUAACUUGUUAUUUUUUUUGAUACGUCCUUUGGCACUCUUGGUAAGAAUGCAGAAAAGUACUUUGGAUGUUAUGUAGUGAAUUGGUUUCUUUGUGCUGUGCAUGCACUCUUGUUAUUCUAAUGACUGAAUUCUGCAGGUCCUAUACUUAGAAAUUUUCAUUGAAAA